GCUGCCAGACCUCGCCAGUUCAGACCCACCGGGCUGCCCUCCCCUACGCUCUCCCCCUGCUGCCCAGGCCCGGAGCGCAGCGCGGCCGAACAGGUAUUUCUGCUGAGCUGUGCAAGGAACUACCUUCACUCGCUGGAGAUUCACAAUGCUGAAAGCCCUUUUCCUAACUAUGCUGACUCUGGCUCUGGUCGAGUCACAGGACACCGAAGAAACCAUCACGUAUACGCAAUGCACAGAUGGAUAUGAGUGGGAUCCUGUAAGACAGCAGUGCAAAGAUAUUGAUGAAUGUGACAUUGUCCCAGACGCUUGCAAAGGUGGAAUGAAGUGUGUCAACCACUACGGAGGAUACCUCUGCCUUCCUAAAACAGCCCAGAUUAUUGUCAAUAAUGAACAACCUCAGCAUGAAACACCAGUGGCAGCAGAAGGUGUGGGUGCCACUGCAAAUGCUGCCGCCACAUCAGGUACAGGCACUGGGGGAGUGUCAGCCAGCGGCAUGGCAGCCAGUGGAGUGAUGCCGGGGGGUGGCUUCAUUGCCAGUGCUGCUGCGGUUGCAGGCCCUGAAGUGCAGACUGGUCGAAAUAACUUUGUCAUCCGACGGAACCCAGCUGACCCUCAGCGCAUCCCCGCCAACCCUUCCCACCGGAUCCAGUGCGCGACGGGCUAUGAGCAGAGUGAGCAUAACGUGUGUCAAGACAUAGACGAGUGCACUGCCGGGACUCACAACUGUAGAGCUGACCAAGUGUGCAUCAAUUUACGAGGCUCCUUCGCGUGUCAGUGCCCCCCAGGGUACCAGAAGCGGGGAGAGCAGUGUGUAGACAUAGAUGAAUGCACCAUCCCUCCAUAUUGCCACCAAAGAUGCGUGAACACGCCAGGAUCAUUUUAUUGCCAGUGCAGUCCUGGGUUUCAGUUGGCCGCAAACAACUAUACCUGCGUAGAUAUAAACGAAUGUGAUGCCAGCAAUCAAUGUGCUCAACAAUGCUACAACAUUCUUGGUUCAUUCAUCUGUCAGUGCAAUCAAGGAUAUGAGCUAAGCAGUGACAGGCUCAACUGUGAAGAUAUUGAUGAAUGCAGAACCUCAAGCUACCUGUGUCAAUAUCAGUGUGUCAAUGAACCUGGGAAAUUCUCGUGUAUGUGCCCCCAGGGAUACCAAGUGGUGAGAAGUAGAACAUGUCAGGAUAUAAAUGAGUGUGAGACCACAAAUGAAUGUCGGGAAGAUGAAAUGUGUUGGAAUUAUCAUGGUGGCUUCCGUUGUUACCCACGAAAUCCUUGUCAAGAUCCCUACGUUCUAACAUCAGAGAACCGAUGUGUUUGCCCAGUCUCGAGUGCAGUAUGCCGAGAACUUCCCCAGUCCAUAGUCUACAAAUACAUGAGCAUUCGAUCUGAUAGGUCUGUGCCAUCUGACAUCUUCCAGAUACAGGCCACAACCAUUUAUGCCAACACUAUCAAUACUUUUCGGAUUAAAUCUGGAAAUGAAAAUGGAGAGUUCUACCUAAGACAAACAAGUCCUGUAAGUGCAAUGCUUGUGCUGGUGAAGUCACUAUCAGGACCAAGAGAAUAUAUCGUGGACCUGGAGAUGCUAACAGUCAACAGUAUAGGAACCUUCCGCACAAGCUCAGUGUUAAGAUUGACAAUAAUAGUGGGGCCAUUUUCUUUUUAGUCUUUUAAAAAAGAGUCCACUAUAGGCAUUUAAAUCAGCCAAAGAAUAUUGUUACCAUAAAGCACUAUUUUAUUUAUAGACGUAUCUAGUACAUCUACAUCUAUAUGCUGUACACUCACCAAUAAUUCAAACAAUGACACCAUGGUAUAAAGUGGGCAUUUAAUCUGUAAAGAUUCAAAGUUUGUCUUUAUUACUGUAUGUAAAUUAUACAUUAAUCCACUAAACUGGUCUUCUUCAAGAGAGCUAAGCAUAUUCUAUCCAAUGAAACUUGGAUUGGAUUCUUUUCUGUAAAAGUGGGACAAAGCAAUGAUUAUUUUCUGUGGUGCUUAAGGAAACUUACUACAGCUCACCAACAGUCUCAGAGGUAGGCAGCCAUCAUAACAUUGAACAGCAUGCAAGUUCAAGAAUGGAUUUUUUAACUGAUUUGUAAGAAAAUGGAAAAAGUCAAUAAAGAUAUAUUUCUUUA
Messenger RNA from Hyaena hyaena (striped hyena), 2123 nucleotides. RefSeq names its product EGF containing fibulin extracellular matrix protein 1 (gene EFEMP1). Lineage: Eukaryota; Metazoa; Chordata; Mammalia; Carnivora; Hyaenidae. The transcript has 12 exons. The record is from RefSeq and is a predicted model, not a curated record. Gene Ontology annotation, molecular function: calcium ion binding. The coding region runs from base 146 to 1657 and encodes 503 amino acids.